Messenger RNA from Amphibalanus amphitrite, 2972 nucleotides. RefSeq names its product phosphatase and actin regulator 4-like. The transcript is spliced from 11 exons. Gene Ontology annotation, molecular function: actin binding. Lineage: Eukaryota; Metazoa; Arthropoda; Thecostraca; Balanomorpha; Balanidae. The coding region runs from base 262 to 2223 and encodes 653 amino acids. Gene Ontology annotation, biological process: actin cytoskeleton organization. The record is from RefSeq and is a predicted model, not a curated record.
CGUCGGCCGCUGGGCGGCGGCAGUCCGGUGUCAGCACGGCGGCCAGAGUCCUGCAGUGGUGCUGCUGUGUCGACCACCAGCACCAGCACCAGCAGCCGGCACCAGCCGGCCGGCGGCGGCUGCAGGUGCGGCAGGUGGCACGCGCGCGGGACGCCUCGGUCCGGCCACGCUGCCGGCGGGCGCGCCACCCUGGCCGCCCUCUCGGAAAGCCCGCCGUGCGGCGGGUUCGCCGAGACCGAGUGGAGCCGGCCGCCGUCAGCCAUGCUCAGCCACAGCCUCAGCGAUGGCGAGCUGCUCUUCGCCUCCCAGUCUCGGAAGCAGAGUAACGGCACGAUGGGUCGCGACGGGCUCGGCUCCGGAUCGCGGACACCCCCUGUCGAACGGAGGCACAAGCUCUCUUCACUCGGACGGCUCUUCAAACCGUGGAAGUGGAAACGCAAGAAAAAGUCGGACAAGUUCACUGAAACACAACGCUCUUUGGAGAGAAAGAUCUCUGUCCGAGCGGCCCGUGAGGACCUGGUGAAAAAGGGCAUCCUACUACCGGAGACACCCACCACUCCUAGCGGACCCAUGGGAGAGGCGCCUGACCUUCUGAAGGAGAGGGACCACCUGAACGGCGCCGUCAGCUCGUCACCUCCGACCCACCACGCCGCGCCGCCCUACAGUCCCCUGGGCGGCGGCGGCGGCGGCGGCGGCGGCGCGGAGGCGGCCGACGGGGCCGGCGCGGCCGGGCCGCCGCCGCCGCCGCCGCGGCCCGAGCGGCCCGCCUCGCUGACGGCCAGUGUGGGUAAGUCGGGCGGCCGCCACCCGCGCUGGCUGCUCUGCUACCAGUCGAGCAGCGCGCCGUGUCCGGGCAGCUCCGGUCCGCACUCGCCGAGCCCGCCGCUGGCGCCGUCCCAGCGGCCGCCGCCGCCGCCCUACCCGGCCACGCCGCCAACCGGGCGGCCGGUCAGCCUGCCGGCGCCGCUGCACCGGCCAGCCGCCCAUGCGCUGUCGCACCACGAGUCGGCCGGCCUGCCGCCGUCACUCUCGGAGCAGGGCCUGCGGCUGGCCGAGCUCCCCGAGCCGCCGAUGUCGGUGUCGGAGAUCGGGCCCAUCCCGCCGCCGCCCAUGUUCUCAAACGGCGGCGGCGAGCCGGGAGGGGCGCCGGCGCCGCCGCCGCGGCCGCCCACCCCGCCGCCGGCCCCCGGAGACAUACCGCCCGACGACGGCGACGAGAUGGACGAGGAGGAGGUGGUGUGCGGCGACUACGAUGAUGACGACGACGAGUACUACCCGAUGGCGACGGCGCACUCGAGCGUCGACGAGGUGCCGCCGCGCGAGCCGCGGCUCGACCUCAAGCCGCUCAAGUCGGCGCUGAAGAAGGCGCGCCCGGCGCCGGGUGAGACGCCGCCUCCGCAGUCGCCGGCGGUACACUCACCGGCCGGGGGUGGUGGUGGCGUGCACAGCCCGGCCAGGCCGCUCACCGCGCGACAGGAGACGCCCGCCGCGUCCAGCUCAUCGGCGCGCCGUAUGCCCAGUCUGCCGCGGAUACGGUUCAGACCGCUUCGGUUCGGCAGCAGUUCCAGCUCGGAGAACAAAGAGAACCGCCCCUCCCCGGCUGCCGCUGCCGCCGCCGCUGCUGCCGCUGCUGCUGCCGCCGGGGACGACAGUGACGAUGACGACGGGCCGAUCCCCUACCGCGACGACGACGACGGUCCGGACAGCGGAGUGCUGACGCGGCUCGGCUCGCGGGUCCAGCGCACCGACAGCCUGGCGCUCAAACUGGCGCUGCGCCCCGGCCGGCAGGAGCUGAUUGACAGGAACAUCAUCCACGCGCAGACCGAGCAGGACCGUACUGACUGGCGCAGUGAGCUGAGCGCCAAACUGAACCGGCGCCUCAGCCUGCGGCCCACCGCCGAGGAGCUCGAGGAGAGGAACAUCCUCAAAACCAUGUCGCUGGAGGAGUCGAUCCGGGACAUGGAGAACCGGAAGGUGACGCUGCUCCGUAAACUCAGCUUCCGGCCUACCGUCGAGGAGCUCAAACAGCGCAAGGUGAUUCACUUCAACGACUACGUGGAGGUGACGCAGGCGCACGAGUACGACCGACGGGCCGACAAGCCGUGGACGCGGCUCACACCGCGCGACAAGGCCAUGAUCCGCAAGGAGCUCAACGACUUCAAGGCGGCCGAGAUGGACGUGCACCAGGACUCGCGCCACCUGACGCGCUUCCACCGGCCCUGAGGCCGGCCGAGCGCCGCCCACUGUGAUAGCGGAGCCAUCUGCCGGCCGGCCGGCGCACUGCAACUUGGCGCCGCCGCCGCCGCCGUGCGCCGGGCGCCGUUCACAUUGUUCUCAUACCGCGCGUAGGCCGCUCGUCUCGCAUCCCAUCAUCAGGCGCUCAGUGUGACGUCAUCAUAGCGUGUCUGGGCAGUGACGUCACGGCGCGGGCGCCGGGCGCGUCGCCACCAUUGUUGGGAGGGGAGGGGGAGGGGCUGGUUGGCCGCGGCCCAGCGCCGCGCGUAGGUAGCUGUUAGAUUUUAUCCUCUUAGUUUUUGAGUAAUUUGAUCAUCCGUGAAGGGCCUGCGGCACCGCCCGCCAGCCCGCCCAUACAGUGUAUAUUUUUCAGCUGAAUUACGGACGCCCCAAAAAUCUCCCGUGUAUACAUGAAUCCGUGUUUUGUAUAUACUCUUGUGAAUGUCAUUUGUUUAUACUUGUUUUAAUAAAGGCAUUGUCUUCCACAAGUCAAUGGCUUGUUGAUGAAAAUACAUCUCACCUGCAGUGUUAUAAAUUAUGUAUUCCAUCUGGUACCAACCGAAAUAUGCAUAUGCAUCUAUGCGUCUGGAAAUUUACUCACCUACUGUUGUUUCACGGUAUCGGGCGUGCUAUUUAUCUUGUUUUUACGAUACCGAUGCGUAGCUCGGAGAACAAGAUGUGAACACUGGUAAGCCGAAGUCAUGUACGAGUAACUAAAUACAAGCGCUUUCCGAUGA